AUGGCAGAUGCAGACGUCCCCCUGCCCACUUCCGCUGUACUGACAGCGGUGUCCAAGCAGGUUGGAAUCCGGUGUUCCAAGGUGAACCAGGCCUACAUGCAGUGCAAAGCGGAGCACAGCAAUCCAGCCGACUGCCUUGGCCCAGGAAACGAAGUGACAGGCUGCCUCGUGGACUUGCUCAAGGAGGUCCACGCCCAGACUCCUGCCGAAUUUAAGAAGUACUACGAGUGUCUCGACUACAACAGCAACAAGCUGCACAAGUGCCGCACGGAGCAGAAGGCCUUUGAGGCGGCCUUCAAGCCAAAGGCAUAA
Messenger RNA from Auxenochlorella protothecoides, 312 nucleotides. Its product is annotated as NADH dehydrogenase [ubiquinone] 1 alpha subcomplex subunit 8. Gene Ontology annotation, biological process: mitochondrial electron transport, NADH to ubiquinone. The record is from RefSeq and is a predicted model, not a curated record. The transcript is spliced from 3 exons. Bases 1 to 312 code for a protein of 103 amino acids. Lineage: Eukaryota; Viridiplantae; Chlorophyta; Trebouxiophyceae; Chlorellales; Chlorellaceae.